Molecule: messenger RNA, 1651 nt
Organism: Pyrus x bretschneideri (Chinese white pear)
Lineage: Eukaryota; Viridiplantae; Streptophyta; Magnoliopsida; Rosales; Rosaceae
Product: probable serine/threonine-protein kinase PBL7
Exons: 6
Coding region: 63-1364 (433 amino acids)
Biological process (GO): protein phosphorylation
Molecular function (GO): protein kinase activity; ATP binding
Source: RefSeq, a predicted model, not a curated record
CCCUCCUCUCUCUCUCUCUCUCUCUCUCUCUCUGUCUCUCUCGUGCAUUGCUUUGUGCUCUCAUGGAAGUUAACACCACCGCUGCUGCAUCCGCAGGGCCACUUGACCUCGCCGCAAAAAACGACACUCAUAAACACCAACCCUACAGCCACCACCAACACCACCAUGGAAACUUUCCUUCAAAAACUGUUCUUAUCAUCAUCAUCUCCAUCAUCUCAGUUUUGGCCCUUCUUGCUAUAAUCUUCAUCGUAUUAAUGCUUCGACGGCUCGUCAAGUUGAAGAAAACAAAUGGCGAUAUUUACAAAGAGAACACCGGCUUGAUCAAUACAAGUUGCAGGUCCAUUGCUCAAACCGCAGUGGACUUCAAUUCUAGCCCAGAUGUGAAGGGUGGUUGUCUCCAAGGAGGGAAUUCUGGAAGGUCAUUGAGGGCACCUGCAGACAAAGGAGUUCAAGUGUUCUCAUACAAAGAACUUGAGGAAGCCACUGAUAAUUUCAGCGAGGCAAAUGUGAUAGGGCAUGGUGGGUUUGGAGUGGUGUAUAAGGGGGUCCUAAGAGAUGGGACAGUGGUAGCAAUUAAGAUGCUGCGCAGGGAAGGCAGGCAAGGGGAGCGUGCCUUCAGGUUUGAGGUGGAUCUACUAAGCCGGUUGCAAUCUCCAUACUUGGUGGAGCUACUUGGCUAUUGUGCUGACCAGCACCAUAGGCUCCUCAUAUUUGAAUGCAUGCCCCAUGGUACUCUGCAACGCCAUCUACAUCCUACAAACAAUCAUCAGCCGUUAGAUUGGGGGACCCGAUUGAGGAUAGCCCUUGAUUGUGCUAAGGCCCUUGAGUUCCUCCAUGAACAUGCAGUCCCAUCUGUUAUACACCGUGACUUCAAGUGCACCAAUGUUCUACUAGAUCAAAACUUUCGUGCCAAGGUGUCGGAUUUUGGAUUGGCCAAGAUGGGUUCUGACAAGAUCAACGGUCAGAUUUCAACGCGUGUGCUAGGGACCACCGGAUAUCUGGCACCAGAGUAUGCCUCGACUGGAAGGCUCACUACAAAAUCAGACGUAUACAGCUACGGCGUGGUUCUUUUAGAGCUCUUAACAGGGCGCGUGCCGGUAGACACAAAACGGCCUCCUGGAGAGCAUGUCCUUGUUUCAUGGGCUCUUCCAAGGUUAACUAACAGAGAGAAAGUAUUGGAAAUGGUUGAUCCAGCUCUUCAGGGGCAGUUCUCAAAGCGGGAUCUAAUUCAGAUAGCAGCUAUUGCAGCAAUGUGUGUGCAGCCGGAAGCUGAAUAUCGGCCUUUUAUGACGGACGUGGUACCGUCUCUAAUUCCGCUGGUUAACAGCUCCUCUUAUGGUGCUUCCUCUGGUUCGUCUUCAUAACCAAAUACCAAGUCCAAGGUAUUAGGGUUUUCUCCAAAUAAAAAGUAAAAAAAUUGUAUUAGGGUUCAUGUGAAAACUGCAAGAUGACGUGAACUGUUCAGAUAUCUUAUCAGCCAGUGCUUUGGCAGCUUUUUUUAUUUAUUUUUUAAAUGUUACUCUUAUCACCUAGUAGUACCAUCAUUUGUAUCAUCUCUCUAAUAGAGAUGAGACCUACCUGUGUUGGCGGACAUUAUCUCUAUUAGAGAGAUGAUACAAUUAAGUGAUGAUUGUAACAACAUUACUCUGUU